Molecule: messenger RNA, 1189 nt
Organism: Formica exsecta
Lineage: Eukaryota; Metazoa; Arthropoda; Insecta; Hymenoptera; Formicidae
Product: homeodomain-only protein-like
Exons: 2
Coding region: 28-282 (84 amino acids)
Biological process (GO): regulation of transcription by RNA polymerase II; cell differentiation
Cellular component (GO): nucleus
Molecular function (GO): DNA binding
Source: RefSeq, a predicted model, not a curated record
AAUAAAUUUUCUCUUUACAAGGGAAACAUGCUGAAGUCUUACCCCACUCGACUUCCCACAAACAGAGCUGGUGGUACUCGAGUGAUUCGCUUGACAGUGGAUCAGGAAGCAGUUCUUCAAGAACAGUUUAACAGGUGGCCAAGGGCACCUCAUACCGCGGAUAUUGUCCUGCUCGCGGCUGAAACUGGUCUUUCCGAGGCUGACGUUGAAGGAUGGUACGCUAUUAGAUUGGCUCAGUGGCGGAAAGAACAGGGUCUCGGCGGGAAUCUUGGGUUACAUUGAUUGUUACCGCUGAGAGACUUCACCUCACUUUUGUACCUGAUGUUCUGAUUUAUAUAUGCACAGGCAACUGAACUGAUGGCAAAUUAUGCGAAAUCUAUAUCUUAAUUAUGCGUAUACCUUAUACUUCGUCUAUAAAAUUGGUUACUUAGCAAAAUUUCAAGUUUUAUUAGGUUUGAUAGAGUUGAGUUUUUAGUGUGUUUUAUUAAAUUUAUAGAAAAUUCAAUACACAGAAUGGGUUUUUUUUUAUCUGAACAUGUAUAAGAUAGCUAAGCAACUAGACAAUAUAUAUACAUAUAACUUGUUAAUUUAAAAUACACUAUCACAAUAUACUUGUAUAUAUCGUUUACGUCUAUUAAUCAUAAAAAAUAAAAAAUAAUGAACAAUACUUAAGAGAAAAAGAGAACAUACAAUUUAUAUUAUAUAAUUUUGAUAAAAAUAUUUAUGCAGUGUUUAUAUUAGAGGAAGUCUAAGGUUCAUUAUAUCAAUGGCCAGUCUAUGUACAGAAAUGUUUUAUUCUUAAAUUAUGCACAAAUUGCAAUCAAUACAAAUGUAUCUGAAACAAGCAAGUUGGGGGAUAUCUCAGUUUUUUUUUGGCUGCCACAAGAAUAUUCAGAUAAAAUGGCAGCUGUUUUGUUAGGUGUCAAUAUAUUGCAUCAACCACCAUGUGUGUGUUUUUGCAAAAUUCAUGAGACACGUCCGAUUAGUUGUUGUCAUAUCCGGAAGAAGAGAGACAACUGUUUUAAAUUGAUAUAACUGAUUUUUAAUAAUAUUGUGUGUGAUAAUCAAUUUAAAACAAUUGAUCAUAUCUAUUUUAUAGCUUAGUAUAGUAAAGCUAGUUUAUUUGUUCAGACAUCCACAUUUCGACUAAGUAGUAUUAUAGUAAUAAAGGUAUGCGCUAAGUCUGCAC